Molecule: messenger RNA, 1428 nt
Organism: Plasmopara halstedii
Lineage: Eukaryota; Oomycota; Peronosporomycetes; Peronosporales; Peronosporaceae
Product: beta-galactosidase
Exons: 1
Coding region: 1-1428 (475 amino acids)
Biological process (GO): cellulose catabolic process
Molecular function (GO): beta-glucosidase activity
Source: RefSeq, a predicted model, not a curated record
AUGUCCAAAGACUUGAAAUUUCCAGAAGGUUUUAUCUGGGGUACGGCAACAGCCUCGUACCAAGUAGAAGGCGCAGUGAAUGAAGGUGGACGUGGUGAUAGCAUUUGGGAUGCCUUCUCUCGCACUCCUGGCAAGGUUGUGAACGGAGAUACAGGUGAGAAGGCAGUUGACCAUUAUCACCUUUACAAAGAAGAUGUAGAACUCAUGAAGAAGAUGGGACUUAAAUUCUAUCGUCUUUCACUUGCAUGGCCGCGAAUUAUUCCUGCUGGUGUUGGCAAGGUGAAUGAAGAAGGGAUUGAAUUUUAUGAUAAUCUUAUCAAUGAAUUGCUAGCCAAUGACAUUACGCCACUCGUUACGCUGUACCAUUGGGAUUUGCCCUUGGCUCUGCAGAUCGAGUAUGACGGUUGGCUUGGUGGGAGAUUUAUUCAAGACGCUUUUACGCAAUACGCUCGCGUAUGUUUCCAACGUUUUGGCGACCGUGUUAAGAAUUGGUUAACGUUAAAUGAGCCAUGGUGCUCAGCAUUUUUGGGUUAUGGCAAUGGUGUUCACGCACCAGGACGCAAAUGCAAUCCCCAAUCUGAAGCGUACAUUUCAGGACACAAUUUACUACUGGCUCACGCACGUGCCGUGGAUGCUUAUCGUCAUGAAUUCCAGGCUGUACAAAACGGUCGAAUUGGCAUCACUUUGAAUUGCGAUUGGCGUGAACCAAAGCCAACAGAUGAUCCACUGGAAAAAGCUAAGAACGAAGAAGCUGCCGAACGCUCGCUGCUCUUUUCUCUAGGCUGGUUUGCUGACCCCGUCUACAGAGGAGACUAUCCUCAAGUCAUGAAAGAUCGAUGUGGAUUACGUCUACCAAGAUUUACGGACGAGGAGAAAAAACUAUUGAAAGGUAGUUCGGACUUCUUUGGUUUAAAUCACUAUGGGACAAACUACACAGAACCGUCUGAUGCUUAUGAAGCCAAAAUUCCACCACCAAACGAUACCACUGGUAGCUACAGUCUUGAUGAAGGCACAAAGCUGACAUCUGAUAGCUCGUGGAGACGCACCGACAUGGGGUGGAAUGCUGUUGGUUGGGGUUUUCAAAAAUUAUUGGUCUGGAUUCAAAAACGCUACGAGGUCUCAAAUGGCAUUCUGGUUACGGAAAAUGGCUGCGCGUGGCCGGACCGUACGAAGGAAGAGGCGCAAAACGAUGACUUUCGAGUCGAGUUUUACAAAGAGUAUUUGACAGGCUUGCACAAUGCGAUGGCUGAAGGCGCUGAUGUUCGUGGCUAUUUUGCAUGGUCUUUCAUCGACAAUUAUGAGUGGGCUGAGGGGUACACGAAGCGCUUUGGAUUACACUGGGUCGACUACAAAACCAUGGAGCGGACGCCGAAGAAAUCAGCGCUCUGGUUCGGCAAUGUCAUUCGCGACAACGGAUUUGCUGCCUAG